CCAUGGCAACCAAUUUGGGGAGGGCAGAUAAGAAAAAAACUUCCUGGAGUGAAGUUACAGAAUUGGCAAAGAAGAAGGAAUAGACACUGACUUCCUUGCAGCAGCAAGACAUGUUUUGUGAAAUCUUGUAUUGCAGGCUCAGCUAGGUGUCUUCUGAAGAAGGAUAACACGCGCGCAUUGAAACAGCAGAGGUGUGCCGCCCAUGAGUGUCUGCAGACGUACAGUGUAGGCUACUUUUCUUCCACUAGAUGGCAGUGUUUGAACACUGACUGCCAACUGCAACCAUGACCAGGAUGUCGGUAUUUCAAAUCACUCUCGUCCUGUGCGCUUUACACCAUGUUUUUGGAGAGCACGCCCACAAAGUAUUCAUUGAAGACGGACACUACAUCGAUGGGAAGCAUAAUCCAGAAUAUGAUAUGAACACUCUCCUGGGCACUGAGGACAAAGAUGAGAUUAUGAAGAUGAGCCCGUCAGAGCAGAAGAAAAGACUUGGGGAAAUUGUACGAAAGACUGACACAGAUUCAGACAAAUAUUUAAGCGCAGAGGAAAUCACGCUAUGGAUCCAGAGGGUGUACAGGAAGUAUGCCCUGGAGGAUGCCAAAGAGCGGUUUCCAGAGUUUGACUCCAACCAAGAUGGCGUGGUGUCCUGGGACGAGUAUAACAUGGUUAUGCACGACCGCAUAGUGGAGGUGGAUGAAGAUGCAUUUCUUGAAGAUCCUGAGGAAGAAUCCUUGAGAUAUUUGCACUUGAAGGAGAAGAAGCGUUUUGACUUCGCGGAUGUGGACGGCAGGCCCGGACUGAACCUGACAGAGUUCCUGGCCUUCACGCAUCCCUCAGAAGUGGACCACAUGGCGGACUUUGCGAUUGAGGACGUGCUAGCUGAGUAUGACACUGAUAAAGAUGGAUUCAUCAACUUGAAGGAGUUCAUUGGAGAUCUUCGCAAUGAUGGAGAGGACCCGUCUCAGUGGGAGGUUGAGGAGACGGUGCGCUUCAGGGACCUGUACGACCAGGACCGAGACGGGCAGCUCAACCGGGACGAGCAGCUGCGCUGGGUGGCACCCAACAGCUACGGCUCCGCCAGGGAAGAGGCUAUCCAUCUGAUUAAGGAGAUGGAUGUGGAUGAGGACGGGAAGCUCUCGGAGGCCGAGAUCCUGACAGGCCAGGACACGUUCAUGAACAGCGAGGUGACAGACUACGGACGGCAGCUUCACGUGGCGCACGAUGAGUUAUAGCAUUUGCCUUUCUUUCUUUUCUCUCUAUGCUCUUUCUUUCUUUCUUUUUUGUUUUGUUUCAUUUGCCUCAGUGGUUAAGUUGUUUGUUGCCAAUACAUUUUUUAAUGAAGACAUGAAGCCAAUGUUACAUGUUUGUUUGUGCGUAUGACUGUUUCUGUUAGUGUCUUGUUUUACUGUGUCACAAAUAAAAUUUAUAUUAACAAAUAAUGA
Engraulis encrasicolus (European anchovy) is the source of this 1442-nucleotide messenger RNA. It is a transcript of the gene rcn2, whose product is annotated as reticulocalbin 2. Gene Ontology annotation, molecular function: calcium ion binding. Bases 285 to 1232 code for a protein of 315 amino acids. NCBI's taxonomy places the organism in Eukaryota, Metazoa, Chordata, Actinopteri, Clupeiformes, Engraulidae. Gene Ontology annotation, cellular component: endoplasmic reticulum. The record is from RefSeq and is a predicted model, not a curated record. The transcript has 9 exons.